Messenger RNA from Brettanomyces bruxellensis, 540 nucleotides. RefSeq lists its product as uncharacterized. Lineage: Eukaryota; Fungi; Ascomycota; Pichiomycetes; Pichiales; Pichiaceae. Bases 1 to 540 code for a protein of 179 amino acids. The record is from RefSeq and is a predicted model, not a curated record. Gene Ontology annotation, biological process: mRNA splicing, via spliceosome. Gene Ontology annotation, cellular component: spliceosomal complex; U2AF complex. Gene Ontology annotation, molecular function: pre-mRNA 3'-splice site binding; metal ion binding. The transcript has a single exon.
AUGUUUCACAGGCUUUACUCAGAUCCUGUAUACAUUGAAAGAGGAAAGCUUUUAAAUGAAAUGAAGAAAAGUGGAAGGUUAGAACAGAGCCAUGGUUAUAAUCCAAAUUUCUUAGAAGAAGCUGCUAAGAAGGAUGGGUUUGAUAAAGAGAAGGCACAAAAACAGCUUGAGCAAUUUUUUAGCGAUGUGUUUGUCGAACUUUCCUUGAAAUACGGGAAAAUUCAAGACAUGGGGGUUGCAGGAAAUCUAAACAAAUAUUUGAAUGGGAACGUUUACGUGGAAUUUGAAAAUGAAAGUUCUGCAAGCAUCUGCUUUUUAAAGACUAACAAACGUUGGUACAACGGCAAACCAAUAAUAUGUGAAUUAUCUCCAGUCGUGAACUUAGAUGCUGCAUGUUGCCAAUCGUAUGAGACUAGCAGUAAGUGUGAUAGGGAUAGUUCAUGUGGCUAUGCUCAUUUUCUCAAAAUUGAUCCAAAGCUUGAGAAGACCCUUUAUGCUAGUCAAUGGAAAUAUUACCAUUCCAAGCAUCUAGAUGAUUAA